Molecule: messenger RNA, 1173 nt
Organism: Hyaloscypha bicolor E
Lineage: Eukaryota; Fungi; Ascomycota; Leotiomycetes; Helotiales; Hyaloscyphaceae
Exons: 5
Coding region: 174-1052 (292 amino acids)
Source: RefSeq, a predicted model, not a curated record
ACGAAAGGUUCUAAUCUCACUACGAGGGCAGCAGAAUCACGAUACACAAGGCCGCCGCUCGCGUCCCCAGAGAUUUUUACUAUAAUCCUCUUUCAUACAACAGGGCGUGCAUCCACCGACGUUCAGAUCCAAUCCCACAUUCCGUCCUUGGACAAUUAUCCUAUGCUCCAAAGAUGGAAACAAGUAUUAAAGACAACGUAGGCCCGCCUAAGCUAGUACUAAAAGUUCUCACGCAGCAUUUGCCGUACUCCCUCCCUACUUUGAGAAGAUUACAGUUCAUGGAGACCCCUGGAGGAUGUAAGACAUCACAUUCACAUAUCUUAUCUACAUUCGACACGGAAGCUCCCAGUAAGGACUUUCUCAUUGCCUUUUUGGAUUUCUCUAGGGGUCCAGACACAGAAAUGUGGCUCUAUUCAUCCCUCGAGAAUCCAGCGACUCCUGGUGACGACACAGUGUGCGAGGAACAGGUCCUGAAUCUCUUGGCACGAGUGCGGAAGAUCGAAGGGAAUUACGAAGCACAGCGGGUAACUCCAGGGAUUUUGUUGAUUGGGAGUAUUCAUACGAGAGUAUUCAAAAUCCUCCAAAAGCAUUCGCUGGUCAAGAGCCAGACUCCAGAGCAUUUCAAGUUUUUGUUUAGGGUCAAAGAUUUACCGCUGGGAAGAGAGCUCCCUGAUGGACUAUCGUGGUCAGAAGUUAGACCAUCGGACAUGCCGCUCAUCCUCUCGAGGACUCCGAUCCCGUACCAAGAGAAAAUGAUGAAGUUGAACCCCAGCGCGUCUAUCGAAUCAAGCACUUGUAUCCCAAUAGCAUGGACAUUUCUAGGUCCGGAUGGAUCAUUGAAGCUUUUGCACUGCGAGGAAAAAUACCGCGGUCGGGGAUUCGCAAAAGCUGUGACUCUGAAAUUGUUCAACGACAGUGCCGUGGAUCUUGUGAAAGACGGUUUGUAUCAUGCUGAUGUUGCUGUGGAGAAUCUUCAGAGUCAGGCAGUGUGUAAGAGCUUGAAAGGGACUGUGGAGUGGACGACUUAUUGGGGUUGGGUAACUAUAUCCUAGGAUACGCUUGAAGAGUUGCGUUUACUACACUAGAAUAGAUAGAGGAGAAAUUGGUGACUUGAGUAUUUGCUACGCACUUUCAGUUCAAUUAUGUCUUUUCGAGAAAUCGUACUAAAUUGUC